AUGAAGAAAGAUUUAAGUAAAAGACCAGUCAGAGCGAGAAGGAAGAAAACUAUGAAUUCGUUUUAUUACAACAGCGAUUACAGUAAUGAUUUAAACAGCGAAGAAUCCAAAGGUCGAAUGAGUUUUCUAAAAAGAGGUGAGACGUCGGACGGAUUUGAAACACCAGGGACAAGUAAAGCAAAAGAGCAGAGAAAAUAUCAUGACAUGUAUAACCACAACCAAGGGGUAGGAAACAGCUCCAUGAUGGGCGACCUCCGUGUCAGCUCGAUCAUGCCCCCUGAGAAUAAAAAAAAUGAAUUCUUUGACGAUAGUAAUAAUUUAAAAGAUUCAAGUGACAAUGAAAAAAGAAUCAGAAUAAAAAACCACCGGGUGCAAAACGAAGAAAUGUUGAGCAUCAAAAAUGAAGUGAAGAUGGAGCAUACUGGAAGCAACAACUCCAUUAGGGCAGAUAAAGGGAAGGGUUACAACCCCGGUGGAAAUGCUCCAAGCAAAGCGAAUUGUAAUCGGGCCAAGCACCUAUCCAAUAGUAGUGAAAAUAAUUAUGCCAAAAUGGCAGAGAAGUUACCGCACGUAGUUGGUGUUAGAUUUGACAAGUCGCAGAACAGAUGGCUCUCCGGGAUUUGCAUCAAUGGGAGGUGCAUCAACAGAUACUUUCCCGUUUACAAGUAUGGGUUUGAGGAGGCCAGGCGGCUGGCCAUCCAGCACAGGAAGAAUUUCGAAACGGCCAAUUUGGGCCACUUGAAGAAGCAGCAGGGCGAGUCGAAAACGUCCCACCUGAACCUUCUGAACAUUAACUCGCAGAUACCGAAUGGGUUUAAAGACAUCCAGGGGAAAAACAAACUGAUCUUCAAAUACCUGUCGUACGACUCCAUCCAAAAGGAGUGGGUAGUCACGUACGACUACGACAACAAAGUCCUGGUGAACAAAUUCCCGGUGGACAUCUACGGAUACAAUAACGCGUACGAAAUGGCCGUCCAGUGCAUCAACAAAUUGACCGUCUGCAACCAGGAGAAAAUGUGUAAAAAUGUAAACCAUGAUGGCAGCCAAAGUGGCAGCCAAAGUGGCAACCAAAGUGGCAACCAAAGUGGCAACCAAAGUGGCAACCAAAUUGCCAACCAAAUUGCCAACCAAAUUGCCAACCAAAGUGCCGGUGCCACCGCCGGCCAAAUUGCAAAAAUGCUCAAGGGCGAGAAUCUGAAAGGAUUAAUUGCUUCAGAAAAUGAGCUGAACGAACAGGGAGGAAGCGCUAUUUCUUCGGCCCUUGCACAACGUAAAGAAAAAACAAACAAACUGUUUAACCUAGCCAACAAGCUAUUAACAACCCCCCUUGACAGUGAAGAAAUGAAUGGGCUAAUUGCCCAUCAUGAAAAUAGUAUAUUCAACGGGGGUGCCAAACAUUUCGGUGGAGCAGAGUACAGCCAUAAUGUGUAUAGUGAAUACCUUUCUGAGAAGAAGCAGAAAAUGGGACAGCCAGAUUCCCCCGAUGUGGGGAACCCUCGUUCGGAGAAAAACACCCACCCAAAUGAAUAUAACAAUUUUUACAAAAAUGAGGCCUCCUUUCUGAGCAACGAUUUUCACUUCUUCAACAGUGCAGCAAAGCAGAUAAACUCCACAAACGGAGCGAAUGAAAAUGAUGAGGAUAGUGAUUUGUUGGCUGGUCUUAAAGGCUUAACCCCACGUUCAUACGGAGGAAGUAACAACACCAGCAUGAAUGACAGUAGUAGUAGUAGUACCUAUUUCAAGCCAGACUUGUAUAGCGAAUCAAGUUACUCAGCAGUGAACGCUUCCAAUUUCCCCCUCCUAGAGGACGACGGAAUUAUUGGAAACGUUUUCGAUAGUCAUAAAAAUAUCCUCACAAAUUGUAGUAGCAAUGUGACAGGCAAAAACGGCAACGCACAGUCAAGCUUGGCCUACCUAAGUAGCAUGAAAAAGCUCACUGAUGAUAAUAAUGCCAAACUAUUGCAGCUUCUAAGCACCAGCCUUACAAACGAGGAGGACAAAAAUGCCUACCACCUCUUGAACAACGUACUGAAGCGAGGCAACAUGAAUAACAAAUCCCUCGACAGUCGCAGCACCACGGUGAACCACACGUUGGAUGAGGAGGAGCAUGAGAGAAGGGCAAUAGGGAUAGUCAAGUGGAACCACCUCAUAAAGAGCCAGGAGUUUGAGGCGGCCAACAAUAAUGGCGAGUUCAGCACUAAUGGGCACAACAACGCGGGAAGCGCGAACAACGCAGGCGGCGCGAACAAUGUAAACAGCACGAACAACCCCUGCAGCACCACCAGCAGUGCCUGUAGGAAGAAGAGGAACCCCUUUCAAGGGGGCACCAGUGAAGGCAUAACCAAUCCGCAAAUUCUCGAGGCCUUUUUAAAACUGAGCAGCGGAAAAGAUGGAGGAUUAGACUCCCCCCUAAAUUUGGACGAAAGUGACCACCCCAGGGAGGAUAAACAUGUGCAAAGUGGCGCACGACACUAUGGUGAGGAUACCAUAGAGGGAAGCCACUACGACGAAAACGAACUUAGCAACACCCGGGCGGAGGAAAACCACGCCUUUGGACAAAUCUUCCACACGGAUGGAGAAGCAGGACGAAGAGGAUGUGCCAACGAUGAUGAGGAGCAUUUCCAAAAUGAAGGAGAAAAAAAAAACAAAGUUAAAGAAAAUUUAAAUUACGAAAAUUUACUCAACUUUAACAAAAUGAUAAGAAACAUAAUGAAGAAGAAUAAUAACCUUGACAGUCAUGAUAAAAUUAUUAAAGGAAUUAAUAUUUUAAAAAAUAUGACUACUGCCUCGGUGGCAGAGAGAAGAGAUGCUAACGUAACGAAUGAGGAGAGGGAAAAUGAACAGGGCAGUUACUCCCCUUCCACCAUAAACGAACUGCAAAGUGUAAUCAAAAGGAACUUCGAAGCGUCCAUCAAUUAUGACGACUACAUCACAGUGAAGGACGAACAGGAUGAUGAUAUGAUGAAUGUUAACGUGGAACAGGGGGAGGAGGAUGCCUCUCAGUUAAAGGAUUUAGAAAGUGAAAACCACGUGCAGCCUGCGCAGAAUGAUAUAGCCGCUUAUCCAACCGGUAGUAAUGGCGAAGUAGUAACGAACAAGAUAAGCAGUGAAGAAGAGGCAAACGUAGCUAGCCAGGAGGAGGAAAAAGCCAAUGAGGAACCCCCCCCCGAUCAGGAUGCGCAAAAUGGAGAAGGGGAGGAAUGCCCAGAGAAAAACGUGGAAAGUGUAAGCGACCAAAAGGAAGAGGAGAACACUGCGCCAAACGAUGAUAUAGCAACGGCGCAGAAGGAGGAUAACCCAACGGAAGAAAACCAACUGGAGGAAGGAAAAACAAAGAAAAACUGCGAAUGCAACGAAAUUGCUAUGACGUUAUACCCUUGGAAAAAAGGCAUACAGUGGAACGAGCAAAGAAAUAUGUGGGUAUGCAAAUUGUGGGACGAAAGCGGAAACGAAAUUACAAAACAUGUCUACGUGAAGAACAAGGAGGGAGUUGAAAUUGGCUAUAAGUACUGCUCAAAGAUGAGAGUAAACUCGUUUUCCUUUUACUUAACCACGGAAUUGAAGAAGUUCCCUCCUAUUGAUGAAAUUUCGCAUGACCUGCAAAACCUGUGCUUUGUGGUGAGCUACAAGGAUGAGGAAAGGAAGAGGUACUCAUUCGAAGGGGGGAUAUGCAGGGCGUUCGAGGAUGCCGUGGAGUACUUGAAUAAGCGGAAGGGGGAGGAAAAGGGCGGCGAGCAGCUGGACGAUGGUGAGAACCAAGCUGGAGUGGAGGCGAACAGUCAGGCUGAGGCGAACAGCCAGGUGGAUAUCAACAAAGAGACAGGUGAAAAUGACCAAAUGGGUGGCGACAAAGAGACAGGUGAAAAUGACCAAACGGAUGGAGACAAGCAAACAGGUGAAAGUAGCCAAAUGGAUGGUAGCGACCAAACGGAUGGCACUUCCAAGGGGGGCGCCCGCCACAGCCCCUACAACAUUGCACACUUCGUGCAGGACGAAAGGAACCACGCGCAGCUAGACGACACGUUCAAAGAAUUGAACUACUUCGAGUGCAGGCAGAAAUCACCAAGAAGUAACGCGUGCGAGCAGACCAAGUUAGCCUACAGCUUGAAACCCUGGAUGAAGGGAAUCAUUUGGGAAGAGAAGGUGAAAAAGUGGGUCGUGUUUUUUAAAGACAUAAAUAAAAACCUUCGAAUUAGCUUCUUCAAUCCGUGUGACUACAGUAACGAUGUUAUAUUGUCUUAUAAAAAAUGUUGUGAGUAUUUUCUUCAAAUUAAAAAAUCCAAUAACUUUGAUGAAAAUCGGGAAGAUUUUUCUGAGUCCAUUCGGGACUUCAUUAGCAACUUUGAGUUUGACAACACCACCAGUGAGCAGCACCCAAAUGAAGAUAACCAUGAGGAGGAUGAAGAUGACGAGGAAGGUGGUGCCGGCGCAGAUCUUAUUCAAGCCAACCAGAGGAAAAACGGAGAUUAUUCUGGGAAAGAUAAGGACCCCAUCAAUUUUGGUGACUAUACCCAGGUUAAUAGUAACUACCUCAGUAAGAUAAGUGACAUGCUGGCUUCCAUGCAAAAGGAAAGAAACAACAGUGGUAGUGGCAAUGCAGGUAAUGACCAUUAUGACGAUGAGGAGGACGCGGAGGACGCAGUUUACAGGCAGCACUUUCUAAGCGGUGGGAAAACGGCUGAGAAAAGAAAAUUCAUCAUGAUGAGCAACGGAAAUGACGGCAAUAAUUUGAGCUAUGCAGACCCGAGGAAGUUAAUAAAGCUGGAGGCACCCAACGAUGAGGCGCUGCACUCCGCUCAGAAUGGAAGCGAUAUAAAGGGGAACAACGCCGCGGCGCUGCUGCACGCCUAUAAGUACGUAGCAGAUCUAGCCGAACGAAAAGGCAAUGCGAAAGGCGACUUGCUGCUUAUGCAUAAUAGCGAAUUUUUUAACCAAUUGAGUCAAACCAAUUUUGACGAUAAUGAAAAUGAGCGGACGAGGAAGAGGAAAAAGGCGAACAAGCGAACCAUUGGAAAGGGCAAACCUGGCAGUGGAGACAACCCACACAGUCCUACCGCAGGUAGUGACAACACAGAAAGUGACGAUGACAACGAAAGUAACGUCAACAGUGGAAGUGGCAGAAACAGCCACGAACAGAAUGAUGCAAACCGAAAUGGAAACAGCGGUACUACUGUGCGAAAAGGACUCCUGGAGAGCAAGAAAUUUUUUGAGCUUCAUGAAAGUGGCCACCUACUUAACGGAAAUGGGGACUACCUGUUGAAUCACGAAGAUGGGGGUUACAAAAUGGACUACUCCGGAUUGGAGAGGCAGAAGAAGGGAAGCCUAACCAAUGAGCCUGGUUAUAACAACGGCAGUGCGUAUCAGGAGGACGGCACGGCGAAUGGCGGCGGAACGUCCGCUGGAAGGGGCAUAAAGAACGAGGCGAAUAAUGAAGCGAAUAAUGAAGAGAAUAACGAGGCGAAUAACGAGGCGAAUAACGACUCGAAUUACGACGCGAAUUUUCUCGGAGGGAACAGCAUCGACGCUAAUAAUGACCUAAUGAUGAAUGGCAACCCCCUAAAUUUGCUGAAGCAGCAGGGAGGCGUAGCAGGAGCGGACAUUGCGGGAAUGCUAGAUUUUGUUAGAAAUAAUGCCGAUAACGCUACUGCGGCUAGUAACACGACGACGACUACUACGGCCACCCCGAACGUAGACGUGGCGCUUAGCAACAGUAACGGGAAAGGGGGGGGCCUGCGCGUUUAUGAAAAGUACGCACCCAACGUGGAGAAUAGAUCCAUUAACAAAAGUUUGGAGAAGCUAGACUGCCUUUUUGACAACAACAUAAAUGUGAGGUUACCCAAAAGUGAAAUACUAAACCAGGCGGCGAGCCUUCCAAAGUUGCAAGGAAUGUUUUUUGAUAAGAGAAGAAACUACUGGACUGUCAGUGUCUGCGGAUUUAGGAAAUCCUUUGGAGUUCGAACGAGGGGGGUGUACCAAGCAUACAAAUUAGCGGCCGAAUUUCGUAACCGCAUCUUAGAAACGAACAAGGGAAAAUGCUACCCUCAGAAAAGCUCCAGUAUGUCUAGCAACUACAAAUAUAAUGUAAAAAAUAGUAACCCGAAUGGACUGCUUAAAGAAGAAAAGGGAAGUUUUCCACACGAUUCUGCUAUCCCCAAUAUGGAGGAUGAAAGUUUAAAAAAGAAAACCAUGUCCUUGUGUAACAUAGGCAGCAGUGGUAAUAUCGAGAAGGAGCUCCUCCCCGGUGGAGACCCACGAAAUAUAAGCGGCAUGGUAGGUGCUCCCUUUGGCGGAAAGGGAAGCAACAGCAACCUGGGAUUUGUCACCUCCAACAUUUAUGACUACAUUUGGGAUAAGAAGUCGAGCGGAAUAGGAGCCGUCCCUGCAGCUGCGACCGCAACUGGAGGGGCCUGUACAACCGCCACCACUUGCAGUGCCCUGUGUGGCGCAGUUUGCACCGGAGUGUGCACCGCAAUUGGGGGAAGCACAACUUGCGGCGGGGUGUGCAGCGGGGUGUGCAGCGGAGCGUGUGGAGGAAUCUGCUCGGGCAACUGCGGGGGGGGCAAGAAGGACGUAACGAACAACAGCAGCACGAACAGCGUGAGCUACGACGAGAACUUCAACGAUUUGGAGGAUGAUAAAGGAAACGCAAAUGGAAAGACUAACAAGUGCAAUGUUGAAAAGAGGCUCCGAGGAAAUUACUGCCCGUCUAAAAAUGAAAAUGGGAUCAUGUCGAUGAUGUCGGAUUCGAAUUUAAUGCACCUGUUAAACGAAGGCACAGGAGCUGCUGCCGCCUUAGCCGGGGGAGAGGCAUUGCUCAAAGAGAACAAAACAAUCCAAUUGAAGAAAGCGAACGGACACAAUAUAUCCUCUAGCAAUAGCGCCAUAAGCAACAGCGGUGGAAACCCGGCGAAUUAUUCCCCAACGCACAUUUACGAAGUUGACAAUAUUAACGGUAGCCAGGAUUACCACGUGAAGGGGGAGGAUGGCAAAACGGAUCUGAACAAGUCAGACGAUUAUAAAAAUGGAAAGAGUAACAGCAGUAGCAGCCAUGUGAGUCCAAGCGCAAAUUUGAUAAAAACGGGCAUCAACAUGAACAGCGAUGAUGGGGGCAGGCCGGGCAACGUGGGCUUUGCGGGGCCGGACGCCGACGAUGGUCAAAAGGGGCAAAUCGGUCAAAGCGAUCAAAGCGGCCAAAGCAACACAGGCGAGGGAGCCAACAACCUGCCCAAAAUGCCAACCACGUUCGGCGAACAGCUCACGCACGAGGAGCCCUACGGGAAAAACGGAAACGCCGCCCAGAACGACUACGACGCGCAGGCGCAGAACAGCAAGGCGCUGACCGAAGUGGACCUCCUCAACAAAUUGAUAUCCCACAACAUUGACGAAAACUUGUGCUUUUCAUAUCCAAAUAAUGUGGCCUACCAAGGAGACGAGAGCUGUGAGCAUGCAAAAGAAGACCUUUACAAAACGUUCAACUUCGAUGGGGAAAAUAAGUCCUUCAAUUUUAGCGGACUGAUGGACGAAACUGUUGAGGAAAGAGACAUCCGAAUAAACAAAGAGGUCCACAAGUGCAAACUUGUUGAAGGGCUCAUAUAUGACGAGGCGAACAAGUGCUUUCGAAUUAAAAUUAAUGGGUAUAGGAAGGCCUACUCUGUUAUCAGGCGUGGUGUUAAAGAGGCCUACAAGUUAAGCAUUGAGGCCAUUCACCAGAUUCGCAGGCAGGCUCACCUGGGAGCGUUAGGCGGCUUGGCUCUCGGCCUGAACGGCAGCAGCCCUAGCAACGCCGUCGGCGGUGUCGGCGGUGUCAGCGGUGUCAGCGGUGUCAGCGGUGUCAGCGGUGUCAGCGGCGGGUUUAGCGGCGGAAUACUGAACAGCACAUCCGAGCAAGGACAAAUAAACGCCAACCACUUAACCCACUUUUACAACUCCAGCCCGGAAAACUCCAGACAGGGCUCGCUCUACAACUACCAAUAUAAGAACAAGCAAGAAAUGCAAAACGAUUUCGCAGAGGACAUGUUUGAAAACGCCCCCGAUGCGAACAAUAAUGGCACCACCCAAGUGGACUCGAACAGAGAGGAUUCCCUGGGAGAAACGAAAAAGAUCGCAAGCGAAAAUAACAGCUCCUUCCCAAUGCUCAACAUUGACGACAAGUACUAUGAGCUGCUCAAAACGGCCAUCAUCAUUUGCCUGAAUGACAUUUUGAUGAAUUCCAUCCCCAAGUUGUUUCACAUAUACAAAGACAUCAGCACCACGACGAACGUAAAAAUGGAAGAUUUGCUAAAUGACGAGAAGAAGAGAAGGGAGCAGUCCGUCAAGUACCACAUAGCAUACACCCAAAAUUCCAUUGGCGUGUCAUCCCUUAUUCCUUACCUUCGAUUGUUCAGCAUGGAGAUUUUAAACAACGUCUUGCCGUCAACCCAGUCCCUCGAAAUUCAGAGGAAGAUUAUCUACUCCCUCGAUUUGCAGGCCUACAACACCUCCUACUGA
Messenger RNA from Plasmodium vivax (malaria parasite P. vivax), 8487 nucleotides. RefSeq lists its product as hypothetical. Bases 1 to 8487 code for a protein of 2828 amino acids. The record is from RefSeq and is a predicted model, not a curated record. Gene Ontology annotation, biological process: regulation of DNA-templated transcription. The transcript has 3 exons. Gene Ontology annotation, molecular function: DNA-binding transcription factor activity. NCBI's taxonomy places the organism in Eukaryota, Apicomplexa, Aconoidasida, Haemosporida, Plasmodiidae.